UCACCAACCACAGAGACUAAAGAGAGAGAAGCUUCCACUUGUUUCUCUUCGUCUGUCUCUCAGAUUUGGGGGGAUUUUAUAGAAGUUGGGAAUUAGGAAUUUGAAUUUAUAAUAUAAUGUGGUGCUCCCCAGCUCCUGCUCUCCUUGCUCUUCUGCUCUGCGUUUUGAGCGCGGAAGCCUCGGUCCACGAGUACGCCGCAGAGAGAUUCGCCACCAAAGGCAGCGCCUUCGUCGUCCACGGCGGAAGCGAGGGAAUUUACUCUUCCGCCUCUACCCAGUCCUCCUCCGUCUCCGCCAGCGGUGGCUCCUACAUACGCUUCGAAAAGGUUACGUUUCGGAGAAGCAGAGAAUCAGCAAACUUGAGCUCAUGGCCAGUCCAUGCCAUUGUUUUUGAUGUGGAAGAUAGAGAGACCAUUGGCGGUUCAGCUUACGGUGGUCAAAGAGCAGUAUGUUGCUCGGGGGAUCUCGCAAAACUCGGGGUGUGUGCACAAGGAGAGAUCAUUCACCGCCGGUUGACUGAGAAUCCAGGUUGGCCCCAGGUUUUUGGUGUAUCCUUUGAAGAAAAUGAGGAAGUUGCCACAUUGCCGUCCAAAUCGAUACAGAUUAUAAAAACCGGGAUGUACAAUUUGUAUUUCAUUCAUUGUGAUCCGAGUAUUAAGGAUGUGGUUGUGGAGGGGAAAACUAUAUGGAAAAAUCCUAGCGGGUACUUACCUGGUAGAAUGGCUCCGUUUAUGAAUUUCUAUGGGUUUAUGUCCCUUGCCUUUGUCAUACUUGGGGUCGGUUGGUUCUUGCAAUAUGCAAGACUUUGGAGAGAAGUGUUCCCGUUGCAGAAUUGCAUCACUCUGGUAAUAACCCUCGGUAUGUUUGAGAUGGCUCUCUGGUAUUUUGAGUAUGCUGAAUUCAACGAGACGGGGGUUAGGCCAACUGGGAUAACUGCAUGGGCAGUAACGUUUGGGACAGUUAAACGGACGGUAGCACGGGUGAUACUCUUAAUGGUCUCCAUGGGUUAUGGUGUUGUGAGGCCUUCCCUUGGUGGGCUUACAUCAAAGGUGAUUUUGCUUGGAUUGACCUUCUUCUUGGCAUCAGAAGUUCUUGAGAUGGUAGAAAAUGUUGGUGCAGUAAGUGAUCUUUCCGGAAAGGCGAGAUUGUUCUUGGUUCUUCCUGUGGCAAUAUUGGAUGCGUUCUUCAUUGUUUGGAUAUUUACUUCCCUCUCCGCAACUUUAAAUAAGCUUCAGGCUAGGCGAAUGAUGGUUAAACUAGACAUUUACAGAAAGUUUACGAACGCUUUGGCAGUGACUGUUAUUGUAUCUGUGGGUUGGAUAUGCUAUGAGCUAUAUUUCAAAUCAAAUGAUGUUUACAAUGAGCAGUGGCAGAACGCAUGGAUCGUCCCUGCCUUCUGGCAAGUUUUAUCUUUCUCUCUUCUAUUUGUCGUCUGCAUUCUUUGGGCGCCAUCGCAGACCUCAACAAGAUAUGCGUACUCUGGAGAUAGCGAAGAGUUUGACAAGGACGAUACGACUUUGACGCUCAUAAAACCGGCCCUAACGCCUGCGAAGGAUGCCGGUAGUGCUCUUGAAACUAGACCGCUUCAAGGCAGUAAUGGGGCGUCAAAUGGCGGCGAUGAAGAAGACAAGAUAGAGUAAGAAGAGAACCCAGCUGGAAUAUUUGUUGGCAUUGCAACAAUAUCCAGCUGCUCCAACACGACGCAGGGAACAUAUGAUACACAGAGGAGCAAGGAUCAUGGCAUAUAAAAUUGUAUGUUGUUGAGGUUAUAAAAUUAGAUAGCGUGGUUUAAUGUUUGCUUUUUAGUCCUUAAUGUAUUUGUUUAUUUGGCUACUGAAUUUUCUCCAAGGAGAAAAAAGAUGCGUAUCAUUGGCGGUUUGCAAGCGGUGGUUUGUCUUGGUGGUUAAGCCCUCCUCCCCUUCCCUUGGUUUGACUUGAGGGGCUAAAACAAUGCUAUGCUUGAAUAUGAUCUCGGGUCGAGAAAUUCAAUCUGUAA
This is a messenger RNA of Pyrus x bretschneideri (Chinese white pear), 1996 nucleotides long. Its product is annotated as transmembrane protein 87A. The record is from RefSeq and is a predicted model, not a curated record. Gene Ontology annotation, cellular component: membrane; Golgi apparatus. NCBI's taxonomy places the organism in Eukaryota, Viridiplantae, Streptophyta, Magnoliopsida, Rosales, Rosaceae. The coding region runs from base 117 to 1640 and encodes 507 amino acids. The transcript is spliced from 5 exons. Gene Ontology annotation, biological process: transport.